CUGAUCAGUGGUCCGGGGUUUGACAUUUGUCAAAAAGAGGCCGUAUGGGUCGUUUAUCGGUUACAUGUGUUAUUUAUUUUGAGCCCUUGAACUUAGAAUUUUGAGACAUACAUGGGUAUAUAUUAACCAUAAUGAAAUCAAAAUCCUUUAAUUUACCUCAAGCUCACGGUGACAAUAGCAAAAUUAACAAAACUUUCGACUUUAUACAGUUCUACAAAAGUGCUUCCGAAACUGAGACGAAUGUUUUAGAAAAGCCUAAAUCCGACGACAAUCACGCUAAGAAGAGCUCUCAAAGUAAGCAAGAAACUUCUAAACGUGAACAUUCGCCGUAUAAGAAUAGGAAAAAGCGGAAAAAUAAACCCGUCGACAUAUCGCACGUUAGUAUCGACGGCUCAAACUUAAACUCUAGCGUAGGCCCUAGCACGCCCAGAAAUGAACCUAGGACCACCUCCACACCCAUAGCAGGUGUUAAAGCAGUUCCGACAAGUAAAGUAAAGUCUAUAAUGAAGACCAGCGUCACACACGAGGACGACGUUAUGGACGGAACAAAAACAAUUAUAACUAAGCCUAAGAAAAGGAAUAAGUCGGUGAGUUUUAUGCUUGAUGAUAAUGAGGAAGUGGUUGUCAAACGGACCAAAUCUGAAGAUUCCAUUGCCAAGAAAAAGGAUAGUGAAAAUAAUAAACACAAGUUUAUCAAGGACAAAAAGAAACAACUGAAAAAUGUAAAGAAGGAGCGUUUAUUGGGUAAAGAAAAUAAAGUUGGCGACAUCAAUCAUAAUGUAGAGAAACAUAAAGAGAGAAUAGUUAAAAAAAAAUUACAAAGUGACAAGCCAUCUGAAACUAGUACCACCAAUAAUAUGGAACAAAAUGAACCUCAAGAUAAGAAGAAAAAGGUUAAGAGGGCAAAAAAAGACAAAAAGGAGCCACAAGAAACAACUAGUAACUCAGAAAUCAUAACUGAACAACCCACAGAGCCUAAACCAAAAAAAGUAAAAAAGGUUAAACAUCAAGUGAAAACUGAAAAUGAAGAAGAGCCAGCAUCUAAAACUCGCAAAAAAGAUCUUAAACCAGAUAUCAUAGCAGAAGACCUAGAGAAUCUCAGCAUAGGGGACAAUGCACACACACUGACCAGCCUUCUUGAUGAGAUGCAGGUUGCUGAUAAAAGCAAACGGAUUAAAACUAAGGGGAAACUUAAAGAAAAGAAAACAACAGUUAUUAAUGAAACUUUGUCAGAAGAUGAGAAAGAGAAGGUAAAAUGGAAGAAGCGCAAGUGGAAUAAGGACAAAAAAGCAGAUGUUGACCUGGAGAGUCUUGCAACAUCUGUCAUUAUUGAAAACCUACCCAUAUCAUUGAUGCUGACAUACAAGAAAAUAUUGGCUGACUAUUUCAGCGAGUGUGGAUUGAUAAAACAUAUUGGACUUGCAGAAAUGUACCCAACAGUAGAGACUACACCAGUAUUCACUACUACAAUAAACUUCUAUAGUGAUGGAGGUGCAACAGAGGCAUUGGAGAAAAAUCACGCGCUGUUGGAAGGCAACCACAUUCGUGUAAAACGUCCGUUGCCUGCCACCGAGACGACGUUAGUGCUGCGGACAUACGCAGAACUAACGGAACAGCUGAUCUGCUCACUGUUCGCCGGUGCAGGCAAGAUACGUAACAUACGACACGUUGUUAAAGGGAAGAGAUCUGCCGCAACCGCCUUUGUGGAAAUGGAUGGUCCAGAAUCAGUAAAAAAAGCAUUGAAAAUAGCCAAAGAUGCCAAAAUUGGCGGGAAAAGAGUGCAUGUCAAUAAAUUUGAAAUGCGCAGCAGCAAGAAACCCAAGAAUGAAGAUAAACCAGAGAACAAUGAUUCCAAUUAAUAAUGUAUACCAUAUCAUGUAAUUUAUAGGUAAUGUAGCUGGUUUAUAUACAAUGUUAUUGUAUUUUUAAAUGUCAUGAUGGCCCCAUAAAUGUAAUAUGAUAUUUUACUAUGUGUAAUUUUAUACAAUAUUCCAUAUUUUGUAACAGCAAAUAGAUUGAAAAAGAAGCCCCUUCUGUGAAAAUGGCAUUAAAAUUGGUUAUGAAAUGAGGCAGUAAUUCAUAUAUACAAUAUCAACACUUAUAUAGUGAGGAUAUUGAUCCAUGGCAUUUUUUUGCAUAUAUUGUAAUUUCCCGAUAAUGUUACGUGCAAGUGUUGCGUCUCUUUUCUUGUUUCUUGGCACAUACGCCUUCUACCGAAAUUCAUUAUAACUUGUUGAUUUUACCGUACUUUAUUCAAUUUUUCUGCGUUGGAAUUUAUACAAGGUAAAUAUUUGAUAAAGGAAAUUGAAUGAGUCAAAUACCCUAUUCACAAAAUUCAUAAUUAACAUCCCUGAAUGUUUUAUCAUAUUCAUGAUAUCUAGGCAGCUAAAGUAAAAAUAAAAAAAAAGAAGUAAUGGAGUAAAAAGUAAAAGAGGUAUCAACAUGAUACAAAUCAUAUUGACAAAGCUGCUAGUGGAAGUGUUUAAAAAACACAAUUCAGAGGUAAUAAAGAAGUAAAACAAAAACUGGUUGUGAUAGCUUAUGACAAAGAUAUACAAUUUUUUUCUUUAUUAAAUUUAUCUGACCUCAUCCAUGUAUAGAUUUUUACUAAAUAUAUUCAUUUUAAACAUACAAUUAUAUCUCAACGCCGAGUUUCGUUUUUCAUAGCUAUUCCAAGGGUUCUAGAAGAGAUGUGUUUCUACAAUAAAACAAAAAAAAAAUGGGAACGACAUAUCCUAAUGAUAGAGUUUUGUUUAUUUUCUAUUAGCAUUAAUGAUAGCAGGAAUGCAUCUUGUCUAUGGCUUUAGAUCUGUAAUAUUUGGCCUGGUUCCUUUUGAUACUUGUCAUUUGCCUUCCGCAUUAUUGAUGCCACUGGUUCAAUUAGGCAUUCCUAAUAAGACCAAAUCAUCAAGCAUGUUUUAUGAGAUUUGUCUAUAAAGUGAGAAAGUAGUGGAAGACCACUUUGACCAUUCGCUCUGUUUGAUAGGUUAUUUCUAACAUAGUAGUCGCAGAUCACAGUCUUAUGUCCUACCUCCGUUUUCAAUAAACGAUCCCAAUCGCUUUUUUAAUCUAUCGUGAAAAUUGACCAAUCAGAAUAAAGUUGUUUUUUUCGCUUACAAAUUACUUAUUUUGAUUGGAGAUUGACAUUGUUUAUUGAAAUCAGUGGUUAAAAGUGCACAUAUUUUUUAUAUAUUCCGUAAUACAAGGUAACUUGUAAACACAGUACAAACACUGAUCAUAAUAAACUAACAUUAUAAUAAUAGGUGUCCAUUAUUGUAUAUCUGCAUUCCUUAUUAAGGCAGAGCCCCCAGUAAAACGGCGCGCUAACGCUAUUUUUAGAAGAGAAAAGAAGAAAUAUCAACGUCAUAUUUCUACUACGUUACCUUUAUAUUGGUAGUUUAAAAUUAAAGUAAUUCUUUGAUUAUUCCCGCCAUUAACUUUUCGCCGUAUGCUCAAGGUCAUUUGUUCAGCGGAGCGCCUUAUUUACAUUAGUAUGAAAGAACUUUGAGAAAUUCAUUGCAUUUUCAAAUCUCAACAGCAAUAGUGAAGCAAUAAUUUGCCUAUUGUAAUAUUUUUAUAGCAUUUAACAGUGAUUAUAAUGCGUUGUAUUCUUGUAUACCGUUAUGUCGCGGACUUGAAGAGCAUAUAUAUCAUACUCAGUUUCAUACCAUAGCUUCAUUAUUUAAAAUAUUAAGAUCAGGUGAAAUAACGCGUUGUGGAGGAUGCAUAUGUCUAGCAAUGAACUAAUAUAUAGGUUGAUGGUGAUAUGCUAUGUUCCCUUCUGUAAAAUUAUAUUUCCGUGCCUAAAUGCCUUUUGUUAUAAGUCCUUUGAUGUUAUCGCAUUAGGAAUUGCCUUGUUAAACAGACUGUUUACAAAUAGUGUAUAUUUAAUCAUGUUUAUUAUGAUCAUAACCCACGUAGCAUAUUAGGAUUGUUUAACUGUCCUUAUUAUAAAUACAUUUUUUAAAUAUUAUCCAACUACUGUUAUUACUUAGGCUACAAAUAACUUUAUAAAUGAGUUUUAGAAGGUUUGCAUGUAUUUUUUUUUUCAAUGAAACUCUGUUGAUAAGAUAGAAUGUGAAUUACCAAUAUUUUUUUUUAUUUAUUUCACCAUGAAAUAUUUUAUCAGCGCCGAAUUAAAUAGUUUUAAACCAAUCACAGUAACCAAUAUUGUAUAAACAAAUACAUUUUAUUUGUUUUUAUUUGUGUAAAAGUGUCAAGUAGUGAUGAGAGGUGUAUUAGUGUUAAUGGAUUGAGUUUUGAUUUAUUGUGUUCAUGAAAUAGUUUAUGUAAUAUGUUUUGUAUGAAAUAAACGAGUUCGUUGAUUU
Manduca sexta (tobacco hornworm) is the source of this 4328-nucleotide messenger RNA. Its product is annotated as ABC transporter F family member 4. The transcript is spliced from 4 exons. The record is from RefSeq and is a predicted model, not a curated record. NCBI's taxonomy places the organism in Eukaryota, Metazoa, Arthropoda, Insecta, Lepidoptera, Sphingidae. Bases 132 to 1859 code for a protein of 575 amino acids. Gene Ontology annotation, molecular function: RNA binding.